Paramecium tetraurelia is the source of this 649-nucleotide messenger RNA. RefSeq lists its product as uncharacterized. The record is from RefSeq and is a predicted model, not a curated record. NCBI's taxonomy places the organism in Eukaryota, Ciliophora, Oligohymenophorea, Peniculida, Parameciidae. The transcript is spliced from 2 exons.
AUGGGAUGUGGAUGCUCCUUAAUUACUGAGACCUUUAAAGUUAUUGAACCAGAAGUAGAUACAGAGAAACUUCAAAGAGUUGUCGAUAGUUGGAGAUAAAAAGAUACUUUAGAAUGUGAAUUGGAAUCAAAUUUAUGGAGAGGGUUUGAUAAUUAUCUAAGUUAUUAAAAUAAGAAAAAUAAGCCACGUGUGAAAAAAAACAAUUAAAAUGCAAUUUAUACUUCUCCCAAUAUUUACCCUAGAUAUAUGUUAAACUAAAGCCAAAGUUAUAAUUAUUUUAAUCAAUUUAAUUUUUAAUAUGAUGAUUAAAUUUAAUCAAAGUAGUAACCAUGGAAAUUAGUUCCUAAACCUUUAAAUUCCAAUAGAUCAUAAUUUAAUUAAUAUCAAACAAAGGGGUUUCUAUUUAAUGAAGAACUUAAACCGGUGAAUAAUUGCUUUUAGCAUCAAUAUUUUAAGAUUAAUAUUGUUCAACCACAGCAAGAUAACAACCUAAAGGCUUUAAGAAAUUUGGAUUAUUUUGAUAAAAAAAAGAAAUAAAGAAAAAAUAACUAUUGAGUUAUUUUAUUAUAAAGAUUAAAUCUCAUAGUAUUAAUGAUACCGAAUUUUAUGAAUUAAAAUAAUAUAUAGUACAUUAAUAGAAUAUUUUUGA